AUGUCGAUCGGGGUGAAUUUGCGUGUGACGGGCCACACGUCAAUCGGUGGCCGCAAGUACCAGGAGGACUGCUUUUCCGUCGCCUACCAGCAAACGGAGAAUGACCAAAAUCUGGAGUACGCGUACUUUGGCAUUUACGACGGGCAUGGCGGUGCGGAAGCGUCCCUCUUCGCCAAGGAGCAUCUGAUGAAUACGAUCGUGAGCCAGAAAUUGUUCUGGUCGGAGAAUGAUGACGAUGUGCUGAAAUCGAUACGCGAAGGCUACAUCCAGACACACUAUUCGAUGUGGCGCGAGCAAGAUAAGUGGCCCAAAACAUCGUCUGGAUUACCGAGCACGGCAGGAACGACGGCCAGCAUUGCGUUUAUAAGACGUGGAAAAAUUUACAUCGGUCACGUAGGCGAUUCGGGCAUUGUGCUGGGGUACCAGAAUGAUAAGGAAUCGGCACACGACGGUCGCUGGGUUGCAACACCACUUACCGAAGAUCAUAAGCCGGAAAGUUACGCCGAAAAGAUGCGUAUUAUGAGCUGCGGUGGUAAGGUUGUUACAAAGUCCGGGGUGCCUCGCGUGGUGUGGAAUAGGCCACGCAUUGGCCAUAAGGGCCCUGUACGACGCAGUACACCUAUAGACGAGAUACCGUUUCUGGCGGUAGCACGAAGUUUGGGAGAUUUGUGGAGUUACAAUUCGGCGAUGGAUGAGUUCGUUGUAAGUCCCGUACCAGACGUGUCGGUCAUAGAGAUCGAUCCAAAAAAGUACCGAUGUCUCAUAUUCGGUACCGAUGGUCUAUGGAACGUAAUGUCACCGAAAAACGCCGUCGACAUUGUACGAAAUGCGGAAAUGGAAAACAUUCGCAUAGCGCUGGAAGGGGGCAAUGAGUGGAAAAAUCCAAGCAAGCUGUUAGUAAACGAAGCGCUCGAACGGUGGAGUCGAAGCAAUAUGAAAGCCGACAAUACGUCCGUCGUUAUCAUCAUGCUUGAUCCCCCUGGACCGCCGAAGCGAGACGUGCUCAAGUCGGUUAAGGACAGCAUCCAGCACGUAGCAACUAGUGAUCCGCUAGCCACAGGCCAAGGUACAGUGGGAAGCAACAUUAUUCAUCUAUUCGACUGCAUUACAAGGGGCGAGUCAAUCCCGUCAAUGCCGCAGAUGGACAGUCUAAGGUACAGCAACAAUGCACACCAGCUGCAGCACAGCUAUCAGCAUCACACCACAGAGGAAUAUUGUGAUACCGACAGAAACCAGGAGGAUUCCGUUCAUCAACAAUCGGAACACUUACAACAAAUGGCACAUAUGCAAGCUGCUGCCAGUGAUCAGUACAUUAGUCCGGUCCUUCCAUCUACCUCGUACCAAGAUCAGGAUCUAUCCUCCUACACAGACAGCUUUGCCGAAUCGUACAACACGUUGCUAAACCGGAGCUUUGAAAAUACGGACCACUCUUACACGUCGCUUUUUCAUCCAGUUACUGGACACGCUGAUCUGGAUGCUGCCGAGGAUGCAACUGAAACUUACGGCAACAAAGCCACCAUGGUAGAAAGUGAUGGCACGCACGACGAAGACGAUGCAACGAUGUACGACUAUUCAACGCUUUCGGCGGACGAUGAUAAUACGAUCAUCCCGAAUCAGUCCCGCGAUUCCACGUACUCGCUAACUAAUUUGCAAACUAAAUCCGAACGAUUGCGAGCUGAAAUGUUGGAGUCUUGCAGUUCACCGGACACGUACUACCAUCAGCAGCAAUCUCGAGCGCAAGAGAGCACAGGGUACCAGCAUACGGAAAAUUUGGCCAUCAUCGAACACUUUCACAAUUAUCAUCAUCCUGCACCAUCGCACGAGUACGAAGAGCACGCGAGGACUUCCCAUUCCGAACCGAUUGAGCACGUGUCCUCCCAUCACAACUAUCACCAGUACCACCAGAUGGAUCAGGUUGAAGAGCACCAAUUUCAACAUCAUCAUCACCAUCAUCAUCAUCACCAGCAACACUAUCAAGAUUAUCAGAUGGAACGGUACGAUUAUAGACAUCAUCCUAGUGAAGCAACGUGCAGCAAAUAUUCACCAUCGCAGAAAGCUGAGCACGUAGAGGAUGACGAGGAGGAAGAAAUGGCAGAGGAAAGUGGUCCCAGCUCGGCUACUUCACCUCAACGUCAGAUCAUUUCCAUUCAUGGUCACCGAAUCCAGAUCAAUGAGGUCUCUUCCUCAUACGUUCCUCAUACAUCAAAGGCGCUUCUAACGCAUACGGACACGGAAAGUACGGCCAGUAGUAGCAGGAUGACCACCAUCACAGACAGUGGCGAUGAUGAAAACAGUGCCUCCUCAACGACCUCGUCGACCGUAAAGCAGCUCGUCGUACCGGUGCUGGUAAAGCAACGGUCACGCAAACCACCGGGAUCAUCGCCGUCGGCCCGCGUUAUAACGAUCUUCUACGAAACGCGUAGUUCCAGCCGUCGUCGUCAUUCAAGGGCGAAUCGUAACCAACGCGCCGAAUUGCAAACUUUCGGUGGUGCAAUUGUAAAGCGUCGGAAAACGGUAAUACGAGCCACCAACGCCACCAUCACGAGUGUCGAUAAAGGAUCGCUGAACGAUCAUUCUGAUCUUCAUCAUCCCACGACGGAAACGUUGGUAAUGCGUAGAGCAUUACGUUCGAAUGGUGUUGUGAACGGUGGAGCCAUACCAAUCCCUACCAGCACUGGAGGAAAAGCUGCCAAGCUGGUGUUGAAUGAGUUCGGUGUAAGCACGACCACACCGACUCGAUGUUUAGCAACGCUGCACGCCAAUCUUAAAGCUCCACCCGUAAUAAGUCGAAAUGGUUGCAGCACCAGACGACGCAUGAGGCUUGACGAGGAGGAAGCGGUGCAACGUCAAGAAGCAACAUUGCAACUGUUGCAAGCAGGAUCUACAAAGCGGGCGAAACAAUUGCGGCGUGCACAAUGA
Anopheles maculipalpis is the source of this 2919-nucleotide messenger RNA. RefSeq names its product lateral signaling target protein 2 homolog (gene Pp2C1). Gene Ontology annotation, cellular component: cytosol; nucleus. Gene Ontology annotation, biological process: protein dephosphorylation. NCBI's taxonomy places the organism in Eukaryota, Metazoa, Arthropoda, Insecta, Diptera, Culicidae. The record is from RefSeq and is a predicted model, not a curated record. The coding region runs from base 1 to 2919 and encodes 972 amino acids. Gene Ontology annotation, molecular function: mitogen-activated protein kinase binding; protein serine/threonine phosphatase activity; cation binding. The transcript is spliced from 3 exons.